GGCUACAUAUUGUUCUUGUCUGGUUCUUUCGCACAGGAACUCAAUGCUCGGGGACGAAAGGCGGUUGACGUUGCGUUGAGACCAGCAUCUGCAAUGAACGACUUGCAUGAGACGAAAGACCAAGAAAUCGAAUCUAGCAGAUCGAAUGCCCGCCAGCUCUUGGAGGAAGAGAAUUCAGAGAGUUAUGCUUGCGAGAAGAGGAGGAGGACAGCAGGACACCAACGAUGCUGCCCAGUGUCGGAGGGGUCGAACACGGAAGAUUGUACUUGCGUACAAAGUGAGCAUGUGCUCGGUGCUAAGGUUACAAGCAUAACGAGGGAGAAGUUGCUGAUGUUGAAAGACCUUCAAGCUACCAACAAGCGGCUGCGGCAGGACGUGCUCUUCCUUUACCUCCAAGUGCAGUGGCUGAGACAAGUCCUCCACCAGCUCGACUCAGGAGGGUUGAAUCUUGAGCAGCCGGCAGCAGAAGGCGACACCUCCUCGUUGUCGUCUAACGACUGCGUUCAGUAGCUUUCUGCCCGUCCUCCAUGUCCCUUGCCGUGAAUCUCUCUCCCGCU
Guillardia theta CCMP2712 is the source of this 557-nucleotide messenger RNA. RefSeq lists its product as hypothetical. Lineage: Eukaryota; Cryptophyceae; Pyrenomonadales; Geminigeraceae. The coding region runs from base 94 to 510 and encodes 138 amino acids. The transcript has 2 exons. The record is from RefSeq and is a predicted model, not a curated record.